Molecule: messenger RNA, 3795 nt
Organism: Sphaerodactylus townsendi
Lineage: Eukaryota; Metazoa; Chordata; Lepidosauria; Squamata; Sphaerodactylidae
Gene: SEMA5A
Product: semaphorin 5A
Exons: 18
Coding region: 1-2667 (888 amino acids)
Biological process (GO): neural crest cell migration; axon extension; semaphorin-plexin signaling pathway
Molecular function (GO): chemorepellent activity; semaphorin receptor binding
Source: RefSeq, a predicted model, not a curated record
AUGGUGCGUCGUCCGUCCCCUCGUUCCAGUGGAAGACUCGUGCUGAUGCGAGGGGCGGAAGAGUCACCAAGCGAGACCCGUUCUCCGCCCGGUUCCUCAGAUCCAGAGGAAGGUGAACCCUCUUUGGGGAGCUACAGCACCUUCGCACUGCCGAGAUUUAAGUCCUGGAAGUGUUUAGGGAAAGCAGGCAUGGCCCACGAGAGACUUCUGAUUGGCUAUUGGAAAGUUGAUUUGGCUGUACAGAUUCCCAAAAAUAUAUUGCUUUGGCAUCUGUUUCCUCCAAAGGACAAGGAUCUUCACUGCGUGGCAGAAGAGCCUGAGUGUUUCAGUGAAGGCCUGGAAGUAGCAGGAGUUUUAGACAAAAGAAACUACCUCUUCAGAUUACGUCUUGACGAUCUUACUCUAAUUCAGGGUGUGGAAUGGCAAUGUGACGAAGCUACCAAAAAAGCAUGCUACAGUAAAGGCAAAUCAAAGGAAGAAUGCCAGAAUUAUAUUCGUGUUCUCCUUGUUGGUGGAGACCGCCUGUUUGUGUGUGGAACAAAUGCUUUUACACCCAUUUGCACCAAUCGGACGCUGAGUAACUUGGAAGAGGCGCACGAUCAGAUCAGUGGCAUGGCUCGCUGCCCAUACAGCCCUCAGCACAAUUCCACGGCCCUCCUCACAAAUACCGGGGAACUCUACGCAGCCACCGUCAUGGACUUUCCGGGAAGGGAUCCUGCUAUUUAUCGUAGUUUGGGGGUCCUUCCUCCUCUUCGGACUGCUCAGUACAACUCUAAGUGGCUGAAUGAGCCAAAUUUUGUAUCAUCCUAUGACAUUGGAAACUUCUUCUACUUCUUCUUCCGAGAGAACGCUGUGGAAUAUGACUGUGGACAAAUAGUUUAUUCCCGGGCCGCUCGAGUGUGUGGAGAAUGUGACAUUGGAGGCAGGUUUUUGCUGGAGGACACCUGGACCACUUUCAUGAAAGCUCGCUUGAACUGUUCCCGCCCUGGAGAAAUUCCAUUUUACUACAAUGAAUUACAGAGUACGUUCUUCCUGCGAGAACUGGACUUAGUCUACGGGAUCUUUACCACUAAUAUGUAUGUAGUUUAUGUAGUACUUUUAUUUGUAGAAUAUUCCACAUUCCUGCUGGGUAAGCAGAAGCAGAAGGAUUAUCAGCAUGAAGAUGCGUUUAGGAAUGUGCUGGAAGAGCAGUGCUUUCGGCCUGUCGGUGUCGAGGAGAGGAAAAGCGUGACAGAAGCCCGUCCUCGAAGAUCGGCGUGGUUGGCCCACCUCGUGCAGCAGCUCCCCAUCCGCCCAACCAGGAUUAUCACCCUCGGGUCAAAUUCCACCACCACCUCCUCCGGCACCAUCCCUGCCCGCAAUUCGCCCGGCUCCUGGUAUUGCAAUGAGCAUUUGCUGUGCUCCCCUCACAUGUUCUGGACGGGUUGGGGUUCUUGGGAACGUUGCACGGCCCAGUGCGGAGGAGGCAUUCAGGCCCGUCACAGGGCGUGUGAGAACGGCCCGGACUGUCCCGGCUGCAGUGUGGAAUAUCAAGCUUGCAAUACCAGCCCCUGUGCAGAGCUGAAGAAGACAACGCCGUGGACUCCGUGGACUCCAGUCAAUAUCUCUGACAGCGGAGGGCACUACGAGCAGCGGUUCCGAUACACCUGCAAGGCACGACUGCCUGAUGCGAGUUUACUGGAUGUGGGAAGGCAGAGGAUUGAAAUGCGUUACUGUUCCAGUGACGGCUCCACUGGAUGUUCAACAGACGGUGAUAUCUUGCACUCUGGACGUUACUCUGCGCACACCAUUAAUGGUGCUUGGUCCCCCUGGUCUCCGUGGUCCCAAUGCAGCCGUGAUUGCAGCCGAGGCAUUCGGAACCGCAAACGUCUUUGCAACAACCCCGAACCAAAAUAUGGAGGCCUGCCCUGUGUGGGGCCCUCUCUGGAAUACCAAGAGUGCAACAUCCUUCCAUGCCCAAUUGACGGAGGCUGGUCUUGUUGGUCAUCGUGGUCAAAGUGCUCGGCCACGUGUGGAAGCGGGCAUUACAUGAGAACACGCUCCUGUGCAAACCCGGCACCAGCUUACGGAGGAGACAUCUGCCUGGGACUCCAUACCGAAGAAGCCCUCUGCAACACACAACAGUGCCCAGAUAGCUGGUCUCACUGGUCAGAGUGGUCUAGCUGUGAUUCCUCUGGUGUCCAGUUCCGUGCCCGUCAGUGUGAUGUUUUGUUUCCAGUGGGUCACCAGUGUUCUGGGAAUACCACUGAGAGCCGACCGUGUGUUUCAGAUUCCAAUUCCAUACCAGACAUCAUGGUCGCAAGAACCAGCAGCAUCAAAGAAAAACGAUGCGGUGAGUUUAAUAUGUUCCACAUGACUGCCGUGGGGCUGAGCAGCUCCAUCCUCGGGUGCCUUCUGAGUCUUCUGGCUUACACUUAUUGCCAGCGGUACCAGCAGCAAUCUCAUGAUGCAACAGUCAUCCACCCUGUGUCUCCUGCACCUCUUAAUACCAACAUCACUAAUCAUAUCAACAAGCUGGACAAAUAUGAUUCCUUGGAAGCCAUUAAGGCAUUUAACAAGAAUAACCUCAUCUUGGAAGAACAGAACAAGUACUUCAAUCCACACCACACUUCAAAGGCCUAUUCCAAUGCCUACUUCACAGACCUGAAUCACUACGAUGAGUAUUAAGUGGGUCUGUAUCCCCCCACAGCCUGACUGUUCAGAGCGGACCCCAAGGUAUUAGUGUCAUGCAAAUGCCGACUGAAAAAAGAACAACCCGAUCGUGCCCUGUCUGGGCAAGGGAUUCCCGUUCCAAAGCUGUGUCCUGUGUCAUCAUUGGAACAAAGAGAAAUAAGAUGACAAUCGCUUUUCUUUUAGGUUUUUGGUCAGCUUGCUGCCAUUCUACUAAUUAAUAUUUUCAGCUUCUCAAAAGACAGUUUGAAGACAAUUAGAUACUUCCCACAGGACAUUGCUUCUCAGUUUCCUGGGGUGAUUUUUUUUUCAUGCACGUGGAUUGCCCCCAUGAAACACCAAAACAAAAACAAAGGACAUAAGAAAUAAUCAGAUAGCAGUAUUCUGACUGCUGGUUGCAAAUUCAAGAACUCCAUUCUCCAUGCCACGUUUUCAGAACUGUGAGAUGAUUUUGGGGCCUUGGAAGUAUCUGAAAGUUACUGGGGCGGGACUGCAAGUCUGCCUUGGUGCAAGGGGUGUUGGCAGAGCAAGCAGCGGAAACAAUCUAGACCCCCAUCCUUGAGGACUGUGUGAAUCGGCUGGCGUGGGUCGCAAGGGAAUGCGCCGGGAAUUAGUUCUGCAUGAUGUUGCUGCACAUGGAUUGCUAUACUAGCAUGGCUAUUUGCUUAGCCUGCAUAACAGCACUGACUCCUCCUGGAUGGUCCAUCGCUACGUUCACGGACCCACUAGAACACAAAACUGGAAGAAGGCUUUCUCGCAGAUCCAUUCACUACCUUUGCUGAGGAGCAGAUGGAAAAGCGUGAACAGCUCCAUUGUCAGGUUUUGGAUUUCCCCCCAGAAAAAUUCAUCAAGGAAAACAGUGGCAGGAAGCAUUAUCAGAGCAUUGUUGUAAUAAUUUUGAGGAACUAACUGAGCUUGGCCGUCGUGCUUGGAUUAUGUAAAUAUUGGAAGUGCUUUGCUGAGCAUAAAGUUGCUUUUCUCUUGCUUGAACUGAAAGGGGAGGGGGGGAUAAUCAAGCUCCCAGUUUUGUACUAAAUUGGUUUCUUGUUGUCUUUGCUAAUUUUGAACAAUGACAUCCUUGCCUUUUUAAAAAAAGAAAAAAACCAGCUUUGCUGUUUGAAUGAA